Molecule: messenger RNA, 1250 nt
Organism: Aricia agestis (brown argus)
Lineage: Eukaryota; Metazoa; Arthropoda; Insecta; Lepidoptera; Lycaenidae
Product: protein embryonic gonad-like
Exons: 3
Coding region: 214-1200 (328 amino acids)
Biological process (GO): regulation of DNA-templated transcription
Molecular function (GO): zinc ion binding; DNA-binding transcription factor activity; sequence-specific DNA binding
Source: RefSeq, a predicted model, not a curated record
ACCGAGAGAGCCUCGGCACGGUCGAUCCCGAUUCGCGCUGCGCGUACGCACGCGCGCUCUAUAUUUGAAUCGGACGAUUUUGCACAAUUUGUGCGAAUCGUAGUGACAGAUUGUGCGGAGUGUGCAAACAUGAUGAUAGCAACAGUUGAGUGAACUAAUUAACUCUUUUUGUAUUUUGCGGACCUGCCUUCCAGACCGUUUUCAACCACAACAAUGAACCAGCAGUGUAAAGUGUGCGGGGAGCCGGCGGCGGGGUUUCAUUUUGGCGCGUUCACGUGCGAAGGCUGCAAGUCGUUCUUCGGGCGGACGUACAACAACCUGUCGUCGAUAUCCGAGUGCAAGAACAACGGGGAAUGCGUCAUCAACAAGAAGAACAGAACGGCGUGCAAGGCGUGCCGGUUACGGAAGUGUCUCCUCGUCGGCAUGUCCAAAUCGGGCUCGAGAUACGGCCGAAGAUCGAACUGGUUCAAGAUACACUGCCUACUCCAGGAGCAGCAGCAACAGCACAUGCAGCAGCUACACUCGAGCAAGUCUCCGCCAUCUUUCAACUCGCCCAUCAGUCCUUCGUUUCUACCGACCAACCUCCUUCCCGCCGCGGCUCUGGCGGACUACUACAAGAAUUCCGAAAAGAACCCGUACACCGAGGACGUUACCAGACACAGUGCCUCUCCAUCGGAUUCGGGAGCAUCAUCGGCCGAUCCGGAGGACGACAAUAGUUCUAGAAGUACCAGUGGACUCAGCACGCUCCGGCCCGCGUCGUCCCCGUGCAGCGAAAAGGAUAUAAGGAUGCACGCGAUCAGAAGCAAUAAGGAUCCGCGACGAAAAAAACCAACGCUCAUCCCCUCGCCUUUCGGACCGAUGACGCCGUCUCCGAGUUUCUCUCCCCGGACUAGACCAUUUUUGUCCGGUCCCAUGCAAAUACGUCCGAUUCCCCCCGGAUUGGCAUGGCAGAAUCGAAACGGGGGGAGCGUUGUCAUGCAUAUGCCGGCGGUGGCCGGCGUCGCCGUUGAACAAGACCAGCCCAUUGAUCUGUCAAUUAAGUCCACAGCAGUGUUGUUUAGGAGUCCUAAGCACGAGGACGAUUCUGAGCCCGAGCUCAGCAUCGAUCUGAGUCAAGAUAAUAGCAAAGAUAUCAUGAAAAACCCAUUAGAUCUUAGUCUCGUUCCUAAACGGGCCGAGGAAGUGCCUCUAACUGGAUAGGUAUUAUAAGAAUACUGAUUAGUAAUUUUGUUGUAAAUAUUUCUUGUUGA